Bipolaris oryzae ATCC 44560 is the source of this 2268-nucleotide messenger RNA. Its product is annotated as glycoside hydrolase family 5 protein. Gene Ontology annotation, molecular function: steryl-beta-glucosidase activity. Gene Ontology annotation, biological process: carbohydrate metabolic process; ergosteryl 3-beta-D-glucoside catabolic process. Lineage: Eukaryota; Fungi; Ascomycota; Dothideomycetes; Pleosporales; Pleosporaceae. The coding region runs from base 1 to 2268 and encodes 755 amino acids. The record is from RefSeq and is a predicted model, not a curated record. The transcript is spliced from 4 exons.
AUGUCUGACAUCCGCCUGCGUAUCGAUGGACGAACAUUCCGCGACUCCCAUAACCGCGAAGUAACGCUGCAUGGCAUCAACUGUGCCGCCGACGCCAAGUUCCCUGCGAAUCCUAACCAACCUUCGCACAUACCUGAUAACUUUUUCGAUGGAGACAAUGUUUCUUUUGUAAACCGGCCGUUCUCCUUGGAUGAUGCGGCAACACACUUUUCGCGGUUACGGAGUUGGGGGUACAACACCAUCCGAUACGUCUUCACCUGGGAGGCGAUAGAGCAUGCUGGACCAGGAAAGUACGACGAGGAGUGGAUAGACCACACCAUUGCUGUGCUACGAAAGGCCAAAGAGUAUGGCUUCUACAUAUUCAUGGACCCCCACCAGGAUGUCUGGUCCCGAUUCUCUGGAGGCUCCGGUGCACCCAUGUGGACUCUUUACGCCUGUGGGCUGGAUCCCGAGAAAUUUGCAGUCACUGAAGCUGCCCUCGUACAUAACACGUACCCCGACCCUGCGGCCUAUCCCAAGAUGAUCUGGACGACCAACUACACCCGCCUGGUAUGUCAAGUCAUGUGGACUCUGUUCUUUGGGGGCAGGGACUUUGCCCCAAAGGCCAUCAUAGACGGCAAAAACAUACAGGACUACUUGCAAGAGCACUUUAUCGGCGCAUGCGAGCACCUUGCGAAGCGUAUACACGAAGCUGGGGACCUCUGGCACGACCCAGUAAUUGGUUGGGAAAGCAUAAACGAGCCCAACAGAGGCCUCAUCAGCUAUCAAGACAUUACGCAGAUUCCCAGCGAACAAAAGCUGCAGAAAGGAACCUCACCAACAGCUUGGCAGGCAAUACUUACCGGAUCAGGUAGGGCUUGCGAGAUCGCGACAUGGGAUUUCGGUGGCUUGGGACCUUACAAGAGCGGAUCGGUCUUAGUGGAUCCUGAAGGCACACAAGCAUGGGUGUCAAAAGAUUACGACGACACUAAGUAUGGCUGGAAGCGUGACGCCGGGUGGCGUCUGGGCGAGUGCUUAUGGGCGCAACAUGGGGUAUGGGACCCGGAGACGGACACAGUGCUGAAAAAAGACUACUUUGGAAUCGACCCCAAGAAUGGCGCCAAGAUCAACUACGAAUACUUUACGAACCACUACUGGCUGGCUCAUUACCGGGCUUAUAGCAAGAUGGUUAAGUCUAUUUUCCCAGACUCGUUGAUGUUCUUCCAACCACCGGUGCUUGAGAUACCUCCAAACAUCAAGGGUACCGAGGAUGAUGAUCCCAAUAUCAUCUUCUCGCCUCAUUUCUACGACGGCAUUACGCUCAUCACGAAAAAAUGGAACCGAGUGUGGAACGUGGAUGUUUUUGGGGUGCUGCGAGGAAAAUAUCUGACACCAGCAUUCGCCAUCAAGGUUGGAGAGAGCGCGAUUCGAAACUGCUUCUCACAUCAGCUCAAAGCGAUCCGAGAAGAGGGUACUGAAUACAUGGGGGUGCACCCUUGCAUUUUCACGGAAAUAGGCAUACCGUAUGACAUGGAUGACAAGUAUGCGUAUAAAACAGGCAACUACAGCAGCCAGAUAGCGGCACUGGAUGCCAACCAUUUUGCACUUGAAGAUAGCAUGGCUAAUGGAUUCACGCUGUGGACCUAUGUUGUCAACAACUGCCAUUACUGGGGCGACCAAUGGAACGGAGAAGAUCUAUCGAUAUUUUCGUUGGAUGACAAGGCAGUGCCAGCAGGACCUUUUUCACCAGAAGACUCUCGGGCAUCGCUCGACAAGAAUUCACCGACGUAUUCGCGGGCUCAGUCGUCGGAUACACUCAGCGUCACGCCCACCAACCUGCAAAAGACGGUUUCGGCGGAGCAAAUGAGCUCAACACGAACCGAGGGUGAUGUGGCUGGACUUCGAGCGGCAGAAGCCUUUAUCCGCCCUACACCUGUGGCAGUGCACGGAGACAUCUCAUCCUACGGGUUUGACCUCAAGAACUGCACUUUCAAGCUUGCACUCUGCGCGCCAAGUUCGACAUCAGAGGAUGUUCCGACGGUGUGCUACCUGCCCGAAUUCCACUUCCCGUCAGGCCAGACAAGUGUUGAGGUGACCGGGGGCAAGUGGACAAUUACUUCGGAAGAAAAGGGCGGAGCAUCGCAGCAGAUACUCCGAUGGUGGCAUGCAGAAGGUGAUCAAACGAUAACAGUCAAAGGAGUGGUGCGGAAAGCUGGCAGUGCGCUAGGUACGGAUGAGGAUGAAGGGUACCUGCAGCAGUGCCAGAAGCAGGCCUGCGCAGUCAUGUAA